Molecule: messenger RNA, 1242 nt
Organism: Dacryopinax primogenitus
Lineage: Eukaryota; Fungi; Basidiomycota; Dacrymycetes; Dacrymycetales; Dacrymycetaceae
Exons: 3
Coding region: 1-1242 (413 amino acids)
Source: RefSeq, a predicted model, not a curated record
AUGGAGGACGAGCGUCCAGAUUCUCUGCAUAAGCGGCAUAGGGGAGACGUGGCCGCACAGCCUGAAGCAACUCAAGCGCACGCAAUAUCUUCUCCUCCCGGAACGGGUUCAUCAACAUAUGGCACUCAAUCCAAUACCCCUGUAGAACCUCCUCUCGAUGUCCUUCCGGAAGUGCUUUCCAAACGAGUCGGCAAGGGGCAUCAAUUCGAAAAGCCUAUGCAACUGGAUGAAGCUGUGACCCCGGUGUCUUCUGCAUGGGUCCCGAUCAUGGAACCCUUGCUUUUGCUGGGUGGUAUAUCGACCCCAAUUCUUUUAAUGUGGAUGGUGUCCGCUUGCCACCUGCUUGUCUUCACAGAAGACAAUCAGACCAUAAGAUACGAUCGCAACGCGCCAGAUGAGGAAUGGAAACGACGUCAGCAAUGGGACACCGUGCCGAGCGUUACGCGGCCCAACGGAGAACUAGCCUCCCAUGGCGUGUUCGGCCUGUACAGUAAGACUGGUCUUCGAGGCUUUCAAGUGCUUAGUCCAGAUCGCGUCAAGUCCACGGUACCUACCGAAGACAUAACUGUUCGGUAUCUGGCCAAAUUUAGUCAACUCACAUGGCCUGUACCAACCUCGGAUUCUAUCCUCACCAGCAAUGAACAGUGGUGCAUCUAUGGGACCCGGAACGGCGUCCCACGAAUUCAUGCUCGUCGUCGUUCCGACAAUUGUCAGUUGUUGUUAGAAGGCAGUGUACCCGAAAAUUACCGCAAGGUGACGGCCUGGUUUCUGGGUGAUACGCUGGUCGUGGUUAACUACGACUACGCUACGCAUCUGUCGAUGAAGUGGCCUACAUGUCGAAGCGACUUGAAUACGACUAUUCACGAAGCACGUCUUGUGUUUGCGCACGGCAGUCCGCUAUUGUGUCUCCGUUUGGAAGGAUACUUCUCCCUUUUCCAAAUCAAUUGGAACACGGCAGACAGCAAAUUGACAGGGGCACUAGCCCUAUCUCUCGAAAGACUCUGGACCGUGGAAACCAGCUCGGCAGUUGAAGAAUCCGAGGAUUAUUACGUGUCAGCGUUCGAUGUUGCUGAAGAGGGCCAGAUACUACUUUUCCUGGAACACAACUUUCAUGAUCCCAAGUCUUCGAUAUUGCGCAUGGCCCGCCGCACCGCGCCCAGCGCGGAUGGUUCUCAAAGCGCGGAAUUCACCAAUUUGAGUCAAUCUAUCGUUGUUUCGAGUCCCGCGGCGAUGAUGUUCUGA